Molecule: messenger RNA, 741 nt
Organism: Trichoderma gamsii
Lineage: Eukaryota; Fungi; Ascomycota; Sordariomycetes; Hypocreales; Hypocreaceae
Exons: 2
Coding region: 1-741 (246 amino acids)
Source: RefSeq, a predicted model, not a curated record
AUGGCAGCACAAGACGUCAAGCAUGAGAUUGUGUUGUACGACUUGGCUUGCACCAAGAAUGUCUGCUUCUCGCCUGUCGUAUGGCGCAUCCGCAUGAUGCUCAACUACAAGCAAAUUCCGUAUAAGACCGUCUUCCUCGAGAUGCCAGACAUCGAGCCUACGCUGAAAGAGCUAGGCUUGCCCCCUCACGAUCCUGCUACAGGAAAUACAAAGAACUACACGGUUCCCGCCAUCUACCAUGUACCGACAAACAAAUAUGUCAUGGACUCCCCUGCCGUCGCCAAGUUCAUUGAAUCAACCUAUCCUGAUCCGCAUGUGCAACUCGAUUCAGAACUGGGCGCCAAGAUUAUGCUCAAAUUACGCGCUGAACUCGGCCCAACUGUCCAAAAAUCUAUAAUGCCGCGCGAGGCUCUCAUAUUUUCUCCUCGCGCAGAAGCGUACUUUCGACGCGCUCGUGAGGCUCGGAUUGGGCGUCCGCUGGAAGAGCUGCUUGAGGGCGAAGAUGAGGCAUGGGAGGCGUUGGAAGGCGAUUCGCAGGCUAUUGGCGCUUUGAUGCGCACAAAUAAGGCUGAUGGGCCGUUUAUUCUCGGUGCCCGACCGAGCUUGACUGACUUUUUCGUUGCAGGAUCUAUGCAGACCGCAAAGGUGAUUGACGAAGGCGUGUUCCAGAGGAUUUUGAAGUUGCCUGGGCAUUUGGAGAUUUACGAGGCAUGCCAACCCUUUAUGCAGAAGAAGGAUUGA